Molecule: messenger RNA, 354 nt
Organism: Sphaeroforma arctica JP610
Lineage: Eukaryota; Ichthyosporea; Ichthyophonida
Exons: 1
Coding region: 1-354 (117 amino acids)
Source: RefSeq, a predicted model, not a curated record
AUGGACAUCAUCUUCUUUUCCCUCUGGGAGAAGGCCAAAUUCUCAAAAGAAUACACCCGCUUCCUCGCAGAUGAUGCUCGGGACGAUUUCCUCCUCCGGCAUGUUGAUCAGGCUAUCCAGAUCAAGAUGAUGGCUGAACUGGGCUAUGGUGCCACAGUACCGAUCAUAGAACGUUUCUUGAUCGCACAUUACGGGGCGUCAGCACAUCUCUGCCGUCCUGAGAAUGUCUCGGAGCUUUUGGAUCAAGCGAAACGUCUCAACACCGUGUAUUACCGUGAUGACCGCACCAAGCUGCUUUACCUCUCCGAUUUCGCUAAGAAUGGUGUUCUGUCGUUUGCUUACCGCCUGGCCUAG